AUGGAAGAGUCAAAAAUAACAAUGGCCCCGAGUUCCCGGCGUCUCUUCAAUGAGACAGGGGUGCGAAGAAUCCCCGGGCGGAAAGUACUUAGGUUAGGAACAUGGAAUGCACGUAGCUUAAAACAAGACGGAAAACUUAGCAACACCUUGAAGGAAAUGAAGAGGCUAAGAAUCGAUAUUCUUGGUGUUAGUGACACUAAAUGGCCAGGGCAGGGCAAAACGCUCACUGAAGACGACUACAACUUGUAUCACUCAGGAUCAGAGCACUCGACAGAAAGAUACGGUGUAGGUGUAUUGCUCACGAAAGAAAUCUCAAAAUACGUUAUAAAUUUUAUACCUCUUUCUAAUCGAGUCAUGCUUAUAAAACUGAAUGCUAAACCUAGCAGUAUUAAUAUUAUACAGGUGUAUGCACCUACAGAACAAAGACCAGAAUCGGAAGUUGAAGGUCUAUACAAAGACAUUGAAACCUUAUUAAAAACCGCAAAACCCCACGAGAUAACUAUAAUAAUGGGUGAUAUGAACGCAAAGGUAGGUUCUACGGUAGUUCCAGGGGUGACAGGUAGAUAUGGCUUAGGGACACGCAACGAAAGAGGCGAUACCUUAAUCGAAUUUUGCCAAGAAAAAGAUUUUGUUAUUACGAAUACCCUCUUUCAGCUACCGCCACGUAGACUUUAUACUUGGACUUCACCCAUGCACACCCCGAAUCACAUAGUGCGCAAUCAGAUUGACUAUGUAAUGGUCAAUAAAAGAUAUCGCAACAGUGUUAUAAAAGCUCAAACAUAUCCGGGAGCAGAAUCAGGCCACAAUCCAGUUGUAAUCGUUUUACGAUGUAAACUAAAGAAAUUGUGCUUAAAGAAAACGAAUACCCGACCCAACGUAAGAAAACUUUUAGAUCCGGAAACCCGAGCAACAGUAUCUAAUGACAUAAACGAAUGGGCCACACAACAACGUAAUGCUGUGGAGAUCGAUCUAGAUAUAUGGACUAGCCUCAAACAUAAGGUAAAAGAUAUCUGCCAUAAAUACCUGCGCCCGUCACAUAAUGUAAAAAAGCAAGAUUGGAUGACGGAUUCAAUUCUGCAGCUGAUGGAAGAAAGAAGAAUGUAUAAAUCCGUUGACGUAAAGCGCUACAAACAAAGAGACCAUACUAUUCAAAAAGAAAUAAGAAGGGCACGUAGCAGCUACUAUGAACAAAAAUGCGAGCUUAUGGAAGACCUGUUUCGGAAACACGAUAGCUUUAACAUUCACAAGCAUAUUAAAGAGAUGGUAGGCCAAUCUGUUCCCUUAUAA
Molecule: messenger RNA, 1287 nt
Organism: Papilio xuthus (Asian swallowtail)
Lineage: Eukaryota; Metazoa; Arthropoda; Insecta; Lepidoptera; Papilionidae
Product: craniofacial development protein 2-like
Molecular function (GO): catalytic activity
Source: RefSeq, a predicted model, not a curated record